UAUUUCAAAUCUUGUCUUGUUUUAUUAGCUAUUCUAUAGCUACAGAGUAUUCAUAGGAUCCUCAGGAUAAAGAACGAAAUAAUGGAUACCCACCGAACUCUCGACUGAAAAAAAGGAAAAUAUAUUUUCGGUCAAAGAUUUUCGGCAAAAAAAUAAAAGAUACGGCACAAAAGAGAGAGAAAAAAGGGCCAAACCCCUAAUCAAUGUUCCACACUCUUGACUCAAACUGACGUCUCUGCCUUUACGAUACUUGGGAACAAUGUUGCUAUUUUCACUUUUAGCUCUAUUUGUGUUUACAGAUAAAUCUUCCGGAUUUUGUCGAGAUGGCUUUGCGCAGGUGCAGAACUGGUGUUUUUCUUUUCACCUUCAGCCAGUAGGAAUGUACGACACAGCACGCGAAUGUUCACGCCAGGGGGCGGGGCUAGUCACCCUGGACUCGGCAGAAAAAGAAAGGGCAUUAACUCAGUUCAUUGAAGAUAUGAAUUUCUUCGGUCUCCAACAGGAUAGAAGUGCUCUCCGGCGAUCUCUAGAGGAAUUGAUAAACACCGACAACGACGCAGCCGCGUUUUGCGAGGACUAUAAGAAAUACAGAGAAAAAUCCAAAUCCUACAUCUUUAUUCCUAAUGCAGAGAUCCCGCUCGGCUCUCACCCGGAAGACCGGGCCAACCACACGACACCGGAAGGGUUCAGCAUCAAGCUGUCUACUAUCCCGGGGGCGGGGUUCGGGGGGUUCGCGGAGAGGUUUAUACCGAAACACACAAUCAUAGGAAGCUACGAGGGGCUUAUACACACCAACCACAAAGACGACGAUCUAUACUCGUGGCAGACGGAGAAAGUGGGAUCUGAAGGAAUGUACGUCAUUGACGCCGGAAAUCCGGCUAACAGUAACUGGUUACGGUGGAUAAACUGCGCGGGAAACGUGGAACAGGAAAACGUGAUCGCUGUGUCGUGCGCAGGUCUCAUUCUGUACAUGACGACCAGGGAUAUUUACCCCGGAAGUGAAAUGUUUGUCUGGUAUGGUGACGGUUACGGGGACUUUCUCAAAAUCAGCAGAGUUCACCCAGAGUCGGACCUACAAGGGAUUUUCAACAUCCGGGUCAACGUUCUCUCGUUUGAUGACAAGGACCGGACGGUCUACAGUGACGGAAGUCCGGUCACUUACAUGAACUGGGUCCCGGAAGCAGCAUCAGACGUCGUGGACAACACAUUCGGCCUCGUUCUGACGUACAACGGAAGUGAAUGGAAAUGGUUUCCGGAGAAGGACUAUCGAUAUUUUACUGGACCGGACGGUCUACAUCUUCCCUUUGUGUGUGAGGAUAGAACCACUUAUAAUGAGGACGGAGUUAUCGAUCCUGAUUACAAGGAACCUGAGGCGGGGGAGUCGUCUACUAGUCACGUGGACUCAGACAUUUUAGCGGAAGGCGACAUAAAACCAUUAAAAAGUGACGGUCGAUUGGAACCGGAAGUAGUUUGUGAUGGUUCAGUGUAGUGCUUUCUUGGAUGUGCUAAUUUAAUUUAUUUUGUGGGUUAUGUGAGGUUAGAGAGAAGGAGAGAGAGAGUAAUAUUGAGAGAGUAAGAAAGAGCAGAUGAAUAAGAGAGAGGACGAGAGCAAAGAAAUGAUUUUGAGAGAGGAAUAGAACGAACGAAUAGAAUGAACAAAAGACAGUAGGGGAGGCUGAGCGAGAGGGAGAGAGAAGUAGAAAUAAUUUAUUUUUGAAAAUUUUUAUUUCAAUUUUUUCAAGCAUAAAAUUAAUCUGUGAUUCAAUUAAAAGUAUUAAACUGGAUAUUUAUUUCUAAGAAGCCAUGUAAUAUUGUUCCAACAUUAAUAUAUAAAUAUACGUGUCUUUGUAAAUAAAACUUAUCAUAUGAUAACUCACAAAAAUGGACAAUUAAUCACGUCCC
Molecule: messenger RNA, 1902 nt
Organism: Saccostrea cuccullata (small rock oyster)
Lineage: Eukaryota; Metazoa; Mollusca; Bivalvia; Ostreida; Ostreidae
Exons: 9
Coding region: 260-1489 (409 amino acids)
Molecular function (GO): protein binding
Source: RefSeq, a predicted model, not a curated record